AUGAGGUCACUGUUUGGGAAAUCAUCCUUUGAAAUCCGACUGGCGUGUGGUAGGAACUCCCAGUUUGCCGUGAGGGGAUCUCAGCCGCGUGGAAAGUUUCAAUCUGGGAACCGAUCGACUAAAUGUCUACGAUCUGCAGAAGUCGGCACAUAAACACCGACUCAUCAAGUGGCACAAGUGCGCGAAUGAUCUUUCUCCUCACAGUUCUGGUUAUCUCUUGUAGCAUAUUUCUAGUCUAUUUUAAUUCAAAUAGGCAGUCCUUGUCCAUGGAGAUGAGGCCUCCCCAGAAAGGCGGUGCAACGUCGCCAUAGGCUUAACCAAUGGAGGUUGCUGUAUUGGGACAUCAUCCUUUGAAAACCGACUGGCGUGUAGCAGGAGAUUCCUAGUUUGCCGAGAGGGGAUCUCAGCCGCAUGGAAAGUUUCAAACAGGGAACCGAUCGACUAA
Molecule: messenger RNA, 445 nt
Organism: Spirodela intermedia
Lineage: Eukaryota; Viridiplantae; Streptophyta; Magnoliopsida; Alismatales; Araceae
Source: the annotation of a GenBank genome assembly